UUGCAAAAAAUCGCAGUUGCCUGUGAUAUUUUGCGUUAACAGUUUAUUCUAUUUAAUCGUUUAAAUUAUUCAAUUUCUUUUCCAAUAAGAAAUUUGAAUAAACAAGAAUCUAAUUAGCAAAACAAAUUACCCGCUCGCGAUAUCGUACAUAAACAGAAAAAGUGUAAGCGAAUCAACGUAAUAUUUUGUUUUGAAAUAUCGAAAUAUUAUUUUAUCAUUACGAAGCCUACGAGAACUUAACGCUCAAUUCCAAGGAACAUGUAAGUGACGCACGGCAGUGGCAGGAGCACCAUGGCGGUAGGGGAGGCGCGGAUACCGCCGCUGCUGCGCGACGAGAGAACCCAUACGCAUCAUGAGUCGCCGAAGCCGACGGGUGCGUCGGGCUCGACAAGUGGCCAGCGGACGCUGAGCCGCAGCGCGACCGUGCUGACGUCGCUGGUGGCGGGCGCGGUCGCCGGCGCCAUCGCCAAGACCGCCAUAGCGCCGCUCGACCGGACCAAGAUCAACUUCCAAACGUCUCAGAUCCCGUACUCGUGGCGCGCUGCGAUCGACUUCCUGCUGCACUCGGCGCGCACAGAGGGCGUGGCGGCGCUGUGGCGCGGCAACAGCGCCACCAUGGCGCGCAUAGUGCCGUACGCCGCCAUACAGUUCACGGCGCACGAGCAGUGGAAGAGGGUGCUCGGGGUGGACACUCCACAGAGCGCGCAGGCGCAGCCGGUGCUGCACCUGGUGGCGGGGUCGCUGGCGGGCGUGACGUCGCAGAGCCUGACGUACCCGCUGGACCUGGCGCGCGCGCGCAUGGCCGUCACCAGCGCCAGCCAGUACCGCACGCUGCGAGCCGUGUUCGUCAACGUCGCCAGGGACGAGGGCGUCAUGACGCUCUACAGGGGCUACUGGGUGACGGUGCUGGGCGUGAUACCGUACGCGGGCAUCUCCUUCUUCACCUACGACACGCUCAAACACAAAUAUCUAGAGUGGUUCGGGUCGCCGCAGGGCGCGCUGGUGAACGUGUGGUUGGGCGGCGCGGCGGGCGCGGUGGCGCAGUCGGCCUCGUACCCGCUGGACAUCGUGCGGCGCCGCAUGCAGACGGCCGCCCGCCGCCACCGCCACACCGCAACGGCCACCGCCGCGCACGUCUACAGGACGGAGGGCUGGCGCGGCUUUUUCAAGGGGCUCAGCAUGAACUGGGUGAAGGGCCCCAUAGCGGUGGGCAUCUCCUUCGCCACAUACGACGCCAUAAAGAACACCCUGAGGGACAUAGCGAUCGCGCUGGACAGUUAAUGACUCGACACAGACUCUAGUGGUAAGGUACACGUCACGUUCACAUGGAGUUGUGUUGUGAAUGCAGUUUACUGGGUGUUCCCGUGAAAUUGUAUGAUUGAUAGGUUUUUUUACCAGCUUCUCACUAUAUACCGAUCCUGUUGCAAGAUUCACGCACAAUUUGAUCGAUGAGUUUAACUGUGAAACCCAUUUAGUUAUGUAUAUUUUCUUGUAAUGGAUGAUAAUGGUAUGGUAACCCCGCCUGCGCUAUCGGUAUACACCGGCGGGGCACCAGUGAGGGGUGAUAGGUGAGGAUGAAGCAGGUCAGUUAGCCCAUCGUGAACAAUUCUCAUUGAAUUCGUCACGUUUCCAGGGGGCACCACGUCGAGGUCGACCUAAUAAGGCAUAUUGCUAGCAAUGGGGCUGUCAAACUCCAUUGCUAACAAUCCCUUUCCUCCCAGUUAUGUAUAUUAAAUGUAUAAACAAUAUACUAGGAUACUAUGUAUAUAUAGGGGGAAAGGGAUUGUUAGUGAUGGAGACUGAGAAUCCCAUUGCUGGCAAUAUACCCAACCAGGUCGACCGCCUCGCGGUUCUCCCUGGAAACUAUCAUGGUUAAUUCCUGAUGAAUUCAUCAUGAUGCGCUAACUGGCCUGUUUUCAUUCUCAUCUAUCACCCUUCACUGGUGCUCCGCCAGCGUAUCCCGUUAGCGCGGGCGGGGUUACCAUACCAUUUUCACCCAUAAAAAAAAAACUAUAGUAUAUAUAUAUAUAUAUAUAUAUACUAAAAUACUAGGAUAGUAAGAUGUAUGUACAUUUAUUAAUGACGUGUUCGAAGCACACGAACUGUAAUUAUAAAUUUUAAACGCAAAACUUUUACAUUUGGCCCCUGUAUAUGUAGUAUAUGUAAUCUGUGAAUUUGACUAUAUCAUAAAAUUGACUGUAAAAUGAAUUUUUGACCAUUUAUCGUCGAUAUUAUAUAUAUAUACAUGGUAGUUACCGUUUGGUAAUACGUUAUAUUGUUAACAGUUACGAUUCAGUUUACGUAAUACUCAAUAUAAACAAGGGAAUAAUAAAAAUACCAUAUAUAUAUAUAUAUAUAUAAAAUACCUUUUAUUGGUACAACGCUAUUUAUUACUCCUGUUGCAAACUUCUUUGUUGUUUUUUGAAGAUUUUAUUUUUCUUGUAUAUUUUUGUUUUUAUACUUUUGUUUUGUUUUUUUUUUACAAUUGUCACUCUUUGCUCUUUUUCGCUGUCGUACUCUGUCUUCUGUAGUUAUCUUUGUAAUAGUUAUUUUUUCCUUUAAACCCAUUUGUUUAUUAACGUCAAAUACAAGUCGGCAUACAGUCCAUAAUAUCGUCCAUAUCUCCGUUAAUGACUGUUGUACCGAUGUUUUUUUUUUAAUUGAUAUAAAAUAUGGUAACCCCGCCCGCGCUAUCGGUAUACACCGGCGGGGCACCAGUGAGGGAUGAUAGGUGAGGAUGAAGCAGGUCAGUUAGCCAAUCGUGACUAAUACAACAAGUAUUAAUCACGAUGGUUUCCAGUGGGAACCGUGUGGAGGUUGACCUGACAGGGCUUGCUAGCAAUGGGGUCAUUAGCCUCUAUUACUAACAAUCCCUUUCCCCCCCUGUACUGGUGAUUGACGUAACUAGAAUUAAAUAGUAAAUUUGACGAUAUAUAUAUAUAUAUAUAUAUAUAUAUAUAUAUAUAUAUAAUACAUACAUACAUAUAUAUGUAUGUAUGUAUGUAUGUAUGUAUGUAUGUAUGUUGUGGAUUAAGUUGACAUUGUUUGUAAAAUAUAUUUAAUAUUGUUAUUUAAUGCUUGGAAUAUUCAAUUUAGUUUAAUUUAAUCAUUUUUUUGUAUGAUCAUAUCUUAUUUUAGACACAAUGUACAUUGUUUUUUGACUAUUUUUUUUUAUACAACUUAGAAUGGCAAACAAGCUGACGGCCCACCUGAUGGAAAGUAGUAACCGUCGCCUAUACACAUGAGCUGUACCAUGGACGUAACAGAGUAUACUGUUUCGCCCAUGAUACCUCCCAUGCGUUACCAUUCUUGAGGACUCGGGUGUUAUUCCUCUGUACCCUGUAAAUUCACGCCAUAUCCCACCCUUCAAACCUUCUGUUCACUAGGUAUUCAUACAAUUUAGUUUUAUAUCUUUUUAUGUCACCUAUGUCUGUGAGGGAUUUAUUUUAUGUUUACAAUAUUGUAUGCGCACCAUUUAUUUUAAUUUGGGAUAAUUCAAGUGUAUCUUUAAAAUUUGUCAGUUGAAUUGAAAGAACUGUCGUGCAAGGGAACCUAUGUAUGAAGUUUGCAUGUUUGUUAAUUAUUUAUUUAGUAAAUUAAUGAAAUAAAUAGUGGAGACUAUGUAUAAACAUGUUAAUCGUACCAUGAUAUUUUUUUUUAUGGAUGAAAAUGGAAUGGCAACCCCGCCUGCGCUAUCGGUAUACACCGGCGGGGCACCAGUGAGAGAUGAUAGAUGAGGAUGAAGCAGAUCAGUUAGCCCAACGUGACGAAUUCACCAAGAAUUGUUCACGAUGGUUUCCAGGGCGAACCACGUGGAGGUCGUCCUAAUAGGGCAUAUUGCUAGCAAUGGGGCUGUCAAAUUCCAUUGCUAACAAUACCUUUCCUCCCUGUACCAUGAUAUUGGAACGCAUAUAGUGUGCCUUGUAGGUUUAAAGUGAUUCUAAUUUGUACUCUAAAUAUGGCUUUACGUUCUCUUGUAAAUGUACGACAUACAUAGAUGUAGUAAUAGGAAUAUUUGAAAUAUAUAUAUAUAGGAUAUAGAUGUAGAUGGGCGUAGAUGACGCAAGUACCACGAUUGAUGACGAAAACUCAAGUGUAUAGUGUUUUUUUUUACUUACUAUUGUUACAAAACAUUAGUUGAGCAAUAUUGGAACCAUUUCAGUUUGGAAUUCCACAAGGAUCUUUGUAGAAUUAUAAACUCGUGUAACUGGACUGUUACAUAUGGCAGAAGUUGUUAAUUUUAAAUAUUUACUUAACCCUUCUUUGCAUGUUUUUUUUUUAUUGGUGAAAUAAAUCGAGGUGAUGUGAAUUCAUGUUCAAAAUUAAAGGUAAAAUGGUUAAAAAACCAAAUUUGAUAGCUAUGUUUUUUUUUUCUCAAUGGACAUUGUACACUGCUGUAUCCGCUGACAUUGAUUGAUGAUUUCCACUUUGGGUGUUGCUGGAAGAGAACUCUAUCAGAGUUAAGCUCGCCUCUGUACUUUUGUUUACCUCUGUCAUAUUUUUAUAACUAAUGUGUACAAUAAAGUAUUAAAUAAAUAAAAUAAAAGGACACAAGACACGAUCAACUUAAAGUGAACUUGUUCUUUUAUAUAAUUUUUGGGCAUUCAAUGUUACGAUGGAAAUUUCCACCAUUGUGCAAAGAAGGGUUAAAUACGAUAAAGGAUACUGUUAAAAAUAAACGACGUUUCAUAAAUUUAUAGCAAGAAUUAUAUGUAAAUUUCGAUAUCUGCUUGAAGCCACGCCACGUGUGUGUCAUGUCUUAUGCCCAGCAGUGGGCAAUUGUUAAUCUAAUUUAUUUAUAUAAUGUAAAUAAAUAAAUGUAAUUGUCAUAAAGGAAUCUUAAUCAACUAAUGUAUAAUUACUCUUUUUUUUUAUCGUUGGUUGUUUUAAUUUUAUUAUUUUAUUUAAAUUUUACAUUUCAACUAUAAUUGUUAUUAUAUUGUUAUAUUUUUAAUUGAUUUUGUUUUUAUCUAUAUUGUUCUAGUUGUAAACGAAUAAAUGAUAAGUGUUUAAGAA
This is a messenger RNA of Galleria mellonella (greater wax moth), 5016 nucleotides long. RefSeq names its product mitochondrial coenzyme A transporter SLC25A42 (gene DPCoAC). Gene Ontology annotation, biological process: transmembrane transport. The record is from RefSeq and is a predicted model, not a curated record. The coding region runs from base 292 to 1281 and encodes 329 amino acids. The transcript has 8 exons. Lineage: Eukaryota; Metazoa; Arthropoda; Insecta; Lepidoptera; Pyralidae.